UCCGCGUAAAAAUGAUAUGAAUCUGGACCCAGCAUGUGGUGUUACAGUGUGAAUGAUAUGGAUUACAGCGGAGAGCAUACUUAGUAUUUUCUCAACACCGAUAACCAGUAUCAGUAGGAUUUCAUAUAAGUGGCAAAUUUGUCACUUUUCUAGACAUUUUAACGUGCAUCAAUGUGUUCUGUGGUGUCUUUAACAAAGGAGGAUAAAUUGUUCUGAUACAUGAAUAACAAAGGAGAGGGUUACAAUUCUUUAAAUGUUGUCUUGGAGUAUUUCCACGGAAGUUUUCAGUGAGAGGAAUUAAAUCAUACCACUGUGUAAUUCCAGGACAUCACCAUGGAAUACUUUUGCACCACUGUCGUGACUUAUUUUCUACUUUAUUGGUCUCAAGUUGUCCGUGUCUCUGCCAUUCCUCAGUACUAUAAUGCCGCACAAGAUACUUGCGUUCUGAGUUUGGUUAUUCCCAAGGACAGUAUCAAAAACAACUGUAACAACCAUGAAGCACUAAUUGCCAAAAUACAGGCACUGGAGGCCCAGCUACGACAAAUGACGCAUCAUGUUCGCGUUAUCGACACGCAGCGCAUUCAGCCAGCGAUGGCACAAUAUGCCGAUCUUGCAAACAAAGUCAAAAGCAUGGAAAAUCAAAUGAGUGCAAUGACGUUAAAAAAUCGUUACCUUGAAUCAAAAUAUCAUGAAUUUGAGUCAAAAAUUGACACUUUAAGUAGGUCAAAUUCAAGGUCAACAGAAGAUUCAGAUAGACUACUGGACCCCAUUAAACCAUUACUUAUGGCAGAGUUUCAAAUUCUAAAAGCGAACUUAAUGGAGAGUUUGGAACAGGAACUAUUCCAUAUGUAUUCUCGAAACUUUGAGGACAUAGGAUCCGCCACAGACAUGGAGGGGUUAACUGGGAACCCAGAAAAUUCGUCAUUGCAGAAAUUACUUUUAAAGGGAGAUGACUCUUUAUUUAGGUCUGAAGAACAAGAGAAUGAUGAACUGUUGGAAGUCGAUUCUUUAAAUAUUAACCAGCUUGCUCGAUCACUAAAAAAAUUAACAGGCAGAAAAAUGAAGGAGAUAGAAGAAUUUAAAAAACGUGAAACAGUAUCGGAGAAAGAAUCGGAUAAAUUGAAAAUAACAUUUAAUAAAUCUUCUAAUCUUACCGUUGAACCCAGUUCAACCACAAUGUCAGAUGAAGAACAGCGAAGAAAGAUGUCUUAUGGCACCAAUCAGUCGGAAAAUAUAUUACAACACAACAUAUCAGAAGAAAAUAUGACAACAGACGAUGAAUUUUCAAGUGAUUUGUUGUCAGCAAACUCCUCAUCAGUAACUCAAGAUACGUCACAGUCGAGUUUGACACCAAAAGAAACAAAUCAGAUAACAAAUGACAUAUCGCAACAACUGAAGUUCAUGAUACAACGUAUUGUUAACAAAGCGAUCAGACAACAUCAGGAUGAAGUUGCUAUGGCAACUCUGAACCAAGACACACAACCAAAUUGUUCUCAAUGCAACUUCACUGAAAAAAUGUCAGAGCUUGAAAUCAAGUUUACAGAACUGAAAAGAAAUCAGACCGAAUUUUAUAGAACUGAGAGAACAUCAGCUUUAUCUGCAGGACUGUUAAUAACACAACAGGUUGCUGAUUUGAAAGCUGGACUGGAAUCUCUAAACAGACGAGUGGAUGGACCUCAAAAUACCCUUCAACGAGCAUCACAUUUACAGAAUGAACUUGAUGUUUUAAAAACACAUAUUCAAAAAAAUCUUAAGGAGCGACUGGAUUCGUCCAUAACAGCUCUCGAGCAAAGAGUGACAAUUCAGGAGAGAAAUAACAAUAAAUCAAGUAGUUAUCUGAAUAUAUUUAAACAGACACUACAAAGUUAUCGUAACGAAAGUCAGCAAAUGCUGGGUAAUCUCCAACAGAAUAUUAACACAAUCCAGUCGCAAAUAAAACAUAUUAAUAAGUCACGCAACCAAAACUCCGACAUUGAAAUGCGAGUGAAUGACCUUGAGGCUGAUUUUGGUGACUUUGACUUUAAGCAAAAUGCUUUCGAUGUAAAGCUAGACCGUAUCAAAGAUAGCAUGGCACAAAAUGAUCGGGAAAUUGGAACUAAAUUCCGCUCUCUACAGCAAAGUCUCCUUCGUGACCAGUCUAGAUUUUCAGUGCUCACAAACCUGAGUCGCAGCAUUCAAAUUAUGACUGUGAAACAAACAACCAUGGAGCAAAAAGUCUCGAAAAAUGAAAUGACGAUAAAAUAUUUAUAUAUCCAACAACGACUAGAAACAGGAGAAUGGAUGGCGUACAAUUUCAGUUAUUACAGUGUUAAAAACAGCUGUAAUAAACUCCAAUAUGUUCGUCAGAAUAGUGUCUGUAGCGGAACAACUGCUAGAUUUGUUGGCGUGAUUUUGUGCUCUGAAGAUCGAUACAAAAUUUUACUUGGAAACUCUUUAGAUGAUGAGUUCUUAGACAUUGCUGAUGAGCAUGGCCAUGGUGAAGAUCAUUGUGAAUUUGUCGGUGGGACAAGAGAUACAAUCGCCCAGGUGGAAAAAGGAUUUACUUUCUUUCCUUCAUCAGAAGCAUACAUGCGAGAAAAUUGGGGUCAGGAGCCCCGCCUUGCCAAGCUGUCUUCCAUCUUGACUCCAGUUGCAAGCUGGUAUGAGUGUGGUGUGAAAAUACCCUGAAGAGUUUAUCUGACCCUCAAUACAAACUAACAACAAUGUGAAAAUAAGUCUUUGUUAAGAAUUACCAGUCAUCAUGUUGAGCUGAGUGUAACAAUGGAUCUUAUACACUGUGUAACUAAAGGACGCACAUAGGAUAUUAUUAUACCAUCAAAUAGGAAAGUGCACUGAAAAUAUGUCUUCCGAUAUAAGGGUAGAAACAAUGUGAAGAUUGUUGUAAAUCAUUCAGGAAGAUAUAUCUGUCUCGCAAAGUAAGGCGAGAUAAUUCAUUUUGCAAUACAAAUUAUUAUAAUGACAAUACCAGGGGAGAUAAAUCCGGAAAACAAAACUGACAAUCAGUGAAACAAAACCAGGUGAGAAAACACUAAAAGGAAAAGGUUGUCAUUAUCGGAGAGACUAUUCAAGGGAGAUAUAAUUCUAAAGAACAACAGUCUCUGUGAUUAUCAGUAAUCAUUGAAACUAUUCAAAGGGAGACAACUCUUCUGAAGAGAAGAUAACUCUGGUGAUAAUCAGUGAUAUUAUGUAAGAAGAGAGAACUCUUAAGAACAGAAGAUAACACUCUGAUUAUCAAAAGGACAAUUCAGGGAGAGAUAACUCUAAAAAAGAGAAGAAAUCAGAGAAGAUAAUAUUGUAAAUAUCAGUAGAACUACUUCAGGGGAGAGAAUUCUGAAGCAGAAAAAUGUUUUUUAUGGUUAUUAGAGUGACAAUUAUGUUAUAAACAACAUUAUCUUAUAUGCCACUUAUAUUAACUAUGGGGAGAUAACUCCAAAUGUGCUGUGUUGAUGAGGAAUUUCAGGGAAAGGACAGGUUUUGAAACCUGAAUGAAUUUUGAGACUUAUAACCAGGAAAAUGAACACUGAGGAUUUAUGUCAACGAUAAUAAUAAUGAUAGAAGAAUAUUUUCAUGUUUUGAAAAUACUAUAAUGUAUGCAUAGGAGAGGAAAGUGAUGCAUUAUCAUGUGGUAUGCAGAAUUUACAGAUGAUAACAGAUUUUGUAGGGAUACAUUUGAGUGAAAUUGGACAUGAUUUGUAUGUAUUUCAGUUGGUAUGUAAUGGCGCUGAUGAAAGGUGUUUGUAUAAUUAAUGAAUGUUCUGGAAAUUUAAAUUUGGAAGGCUACACGAUGGUGAUAAAAUGAAUAUUGUAUGAUCGUUAAUUUAAAGAUAUCAAAAACUGGAAUAUCUUUAAAUAAGAAAGUAACUUUUUGUACAUGCGUUGUUUAACUCAAAUUAAUAAUGACAAUAAUUUAGCAUGACCUUCACCUAAUUUAUAUGACCUUGGUUACAUAAUAAAGGUCACAAUG
Molecule: messenger RNA, 3964 nt
Organism: Ylistrum balloti
Lineage: Eukaryota; Metazoa; Mollusca; Bivalvia; Pectinida; Pectinidae
Product: CAP-Gly domain-containing linker protein 1-like
Exons: 2
Coding region: 334-2667 (777 amino acids)
Source: RefSeq, a predicted model, not a curated record